AUGGCCUCUUUGGUACCUGAAAAUUGGUCAUGCAUGAAUGGCCCUAAUCAUGACUUCCAUAACAUGGAAGUCUCAGAAGUGGAAACUACCCUUCUCAUCUCACUACUUGAUGAAUCACAAGGUGACGAUAUUUGUGACGAUGAAAGAUUAAGGAGUGUAAUUCAAUCUCUGGAAGUUGAGAUCGGUCCUCAAAUGGUCGACGAUGUUCAUAACUCAUUUGUGGAUCCUUCUUACUAUACCAAUAUGGCAUUGGAAGAGGGUUGCCCAUUGUCCGAGGGUGGGGUACACGCGGACGGUCAGGAUUGUUCCUCAUCUUGUGAUCUUGAUCAUACCUAUUGGAUGGAUAUGGAGAUGAUGCUUUCCUCACCUAGUGAUUGCAUGAUCAAUUGGUAUUUGGACUCCUAUGGAGAGGAUAUGGAGGGUAUGGGUAUAUUUGAGUUUGGUGUUAGAGAUUGUUUUUCUUUUAGUUACUAUGGAAAUUGUAUAGAGGACCAUGAGUAUGGUUCUUUGUGGCAAGAUACAAAUGAUUCAGAGAUGGACAGCUAA
Ilex paraguariensis (yerba mate) is the source of this 546-nucleotide messenger RNA. The record is from the annotation of a GenBank genome assembly. NCBI's taxonomy places the organism in Eukaryota, Viridiplantae, Streptophyta, Magnoliopsida, Aquifoliales, Aquifoliaceae.